UCUAUCCUCAUUGGUGGUGACUUUCGAAUCCCCAGAAGUUCGUGUUCUUCAAUAGAUUGACAAGUGGGGGAGUGAAAAAUAAAAAUAAAAGCCGUGCAUUUGAAAAAAGUGGGGAGUGCAGUGAUCCAAGAUUUUCAAACUUAAACUGAAGGGGAAAUACAUGGGUCAUAGCGUUCGAGAGCGUGAGAUGAAGGAUCUCGAGUCGAAAUACAUCCAGGAAGGCAAGGAUGAGCGACUCAACUUGUUGAACAAUAUGGUCGACGCAAGAGCGUGCUAUAAACCCAGCGAGCGAUUGUGGUUCCGUGGUGUGCGCAGCAGUAAAUUUCGUCAUGUUUAUGGUGUACCAGCGAAGCGUGACAAGUGCUAUGACAAUAUUAAAAUAACGAAGAACGCCCAUGAUUCACAAUUUUGCGCUGUUAAUCCAAAAUUUAUCGCCAUCGUCACAGAAGUCGCUGGAGGUGGUGCAUUUCUGGUUAUUCCCCUCGAUAAUACUGGUAGGCUAGAUUUCAAUGCCAACAGAGUUACGGGACACACUGGCCCCGUUUUGGAUAUCAAGUGGAAUCCAUUCAAUGAUAAUGUCAUUGCCUCCUGCUCUGACGACUGUACCGUGAAACUGUGGCAUAUUCCUGACGGAGGUCUCUCGAGAAAUCUGACGGAAUGGCUUGUGGAGCUCCAGGGGCACAAGCGUCGUGUUGCCUAUAUCGAAUGGCAUCCAGUGGCCGAGAAUAUUCUGUUCAGCGCUGGAUUCGACCACUUGAUAAUCGUUUGGGACAUAAACCGAGGAGAAGCCAUAAACAUUAUCGAUCGUCACCCUGACGUUAUCUACAGCAUGUCCUUAAACCGAGAUGGUAGCCUUCUGGCGACAACCUGCAAGGAUAAAAAGCUCAGGGUCUUUGAGCCUCGCUCUGGUAUUGUGGUGUCAGAGGGUAUCUGCCAUGCGGGUACCAAAGCCAGUAAAGUGGUGUUUCUCGGUGGUACGGGACGACUUUUAACAACUGGUUUUAGUAAACACUCGGACCGACAGUACGCCGUCUGGAGCCAACACGAUCUGUCGAAUUCCCUGGCUUGCGAGACCAUAGACUCAUCCAGUGGAAUUGUUUUUCCGUUCUGCGAUAAUGAUACCAAUGUUGUUUAUCUCGCUGGCAAGGGCGAUGGCAAUAUUAGGUACUAUGAGUUUGUCAAUGAGGCACCCUGGCUCCACUAUCUCAGUCAGUUCAUCUCGGGAAAUCCCCAGAGGGGCCUGGGGAUCAUGCCCAAGAGGGGGAUCAAUACUAGCACCUGUGAGGUCUUCAGAUUCUACAAGCUGCAUGCCACCAGAGGCAUGUGUGAGCCCAUCUCCAUGAUAGUUCCCAGGAAGAGUGAUCAAUUCCAAGAGGAUUUAUAUCCAGAUACCGUAGGUACCACACCCGCAUUAUCAGCGAAAGACUGGAUCAGUGGGAUAAAUAGUCAGCCCCUGUUAAUCUCUUUAAAAACUGGGGGAGGGAUAACAACGCACAAACCCAGGGUCUAUAAACCCCCUCAGUCAAUCCCAGCAGCUGACGUAAACACAAAAAAGAAAUUUGCAUUUCUCUCGACGGAGACAAUCCCGGACUAUCGACCGAUCGAUCCCCUGGACAUCGAGAAAAGCCAAAAAACAUCGAACAACCAGAGCACGAAGAUCCACCAGCUGCAGCAGAGAUUCGGACACGUGACCAUCCAGCCAACAAGAUGUAGCACCCAAUUCUAUGAGCUCGUUAGCAAGUUCGGGGCGUAUUCCAAUGUUUACAAGAACAAUGCGCCCCUCAAUGACAACAAGAUUAUGGAGUCUGUGGAGACACCGAACAACGAAGCGGAAUUGCGACUGGCUUAUGCCAGACAGACUGACGAGUUGCGUCUCGUCAGACGACAGCUCGCUAACAGCCAGGUGAGGGUCAAGGAACUCGAGGAGCAACUGAGAAAACUCCAGAAUCAUUGAGAUUAUUUUUUAACUGGACAAUUAAUCUCUAAUUUCGAUUGAUGGGAGAGAAAAUAAUUCUGACUCGUGAUUGAGAAUGAAACAAUGCUAUUGGUAUGCUUUAUGCUGAAUUCUAUGAACGAUUCGAUGGUGAGUGAUCGCUUUGCAUUUGUCGUCUACGAUAAUUAUUGUAUUGAAACAAGAAAUGGACCUAAAUCAUUGUUUAGUCAAUUGUUUUGUUCGCAGCUAUUUAUACGACAGAAUUAUUUUGUUUAUUGAUAAGUUAAGUUGAUUCUGUGAUUGACUCUUGUAAUAUUUUUUCAAUUUUUAUCCAUUCCCCUCUGUUAUUUCUCACAUCAAUUUUCGAAUUUAUCAUCUUGGAGCAUAUCAAUGAUCAAUUAUUGUUAUUUUUUUUCUUCUGUCGAUGUUUACGAGUAUUUUGUGGCUUAGAAUUAAAUGUCUGUGGAGUAUUUAGAGUUAGAAAAUCAAUUUAUGAUGAUAAUUCAAAUCAAUUUGUACUGAUUUGUAUAAUACAAUGUUUAUAUGUAUUUUUAAUACCUCGAUGUUGUGGAUUUAGCUAAUUUCUUUCAUUUAUCCCUCAUUCAACUCACAAAAUUCAUGAUUCAUCUUAGUGGAGAAAAAAAUUUGUUGAUUAUUAACAAAUCCAUUAUUUUCAACAGAUUUUUUAUCUCUGUGCAUUAAAAUCGGUUGUCUCUCACUGUAUUAACUCCCAAAUGAGAAUAUAAAUUUUAGCCGUGCCUUCAAAUCAAAGAUAAGAAAAUAACUGCCUUUUACUUUACAAAAUUUCUACUUAAUAAUAUUUAGGCAGCUUAGAGUUGCAUGAGUUGAUGGAAUCGCACAAUUAGCAGAGAAGAAUUUCUCAAAAAUGGAAUAUGUGACAGCCGAAAUAAUCCAUAAAUUGAUGUUGCCUUAAGCCUACGAAAUAAAGCAAAAAUGCCAAAGAGAGAGUCGAUGGGAUUCAAUAACAAUAUAUUCAGAAUAAAUAUUGAACACAUGAUGAGGGAGAAAAAGAAUAUUUUACAUUCUACAGACGACAAACUUUCAUUUCAUUAAAAAAACAAAUAAUCACGCUACAACAGUUAAUAUUCAUGCGUACAAAAUGAUAUGAAACCGUAGAAAUCGAAGAAUCAUUGUAUAAUUUGUAGCUUAUUUUUAAAAAAUAAAGAAGCCGUAUUAGAAUCGAA
Molecule: messenger RNA, 3138 nt
Organism: Fopius arisanus
Lineage: Eukaryota; Metazoa; Arthropoda; Insecta; Hymenoptera; Braconidae
Product: coronin-2B-like
Exons: 8
Coding region: 161-1954 (597 amino acids)
Molecular function (GO): actin filament binding
Source: RefSeq, a predicted model, not a curated record